Cylindrotheca closterium is the source of this 1323-nucleotide messenger RNA. Lineage: Eukaryota; Bacillariophyta; Bacillariophyceae; Bacillariales; Bacillariaceae. The record is from the annotation of a GenBank genome assembly.
AUGGGAAGUUCCUCAUUUUGGUUCAAAGAACCCAUACACCAGCACUUGGAACCGUUCCAAAUCUCCUUUUUUAUUGGUCAAUUCUAUGAUGAAAACCCAGAUCUUAUGGAAGGGAACUCCUACCCACUUCCUCCACAUCCCCCAAAGUUCAACAAUCGCAAUGGUCGAAUCAUGAUGGAAAACAUUGAAAGUUGGGCUCGUACUGCCUAUGGUUACUGUGGAAUUCGCCUUGAUUAUAUUUUCCGUGAAAAUUCUGCACUUCCACUCGUCGGUGACCCUGGUUUUCUCAAAGCCGAUGAUGGCACUCGCUCUAUCGAGGAAGAACUUGUCCGACGUGCUGCUCAUACUGGCGCUGUGUUCCGUCGCAACAGCCAGAAAUUUUGGGUUAUGCUCCAUGCCGUCACUCAUGAAACUGAUGCUUCAUCUGAAACAGUAGACUCUGAUGUGUUCCAAGCUAAUCACCAUUCCAAUCCCCUUCGAGCUGGGGACUCUGUAAGCCAUAUCACUAGCCCUACUGAUAUUAUGCCAGGCUUCGAACCUGACAGUGGAUCAGAAGAAGACACUGCUGCCAUGGAAGAAGAAAAGAACAAGACAGAAAAGAAGAAGGGGUCAUUUGGAAUGCUUCGGGAAGCCACUCUGUUGGCUGAUUUUCAGGAGUUUGUGUCAAAGACUCUUUUUGCCCAUUAUUCUGCUCCAGAAAGCAAGCUUAGCAACCAACAAAUCAACAGCCAGACAUGCCCAUCUAAACUUCCACCUCAAGUAUCUCAGGAAGGGCUGAGGAAUUACAUCCACUCCCAUCUCAACGACAAUUUGGAUCCUAGUUUUCAAACAGAAGACAAUGGAGAAUCUGUCAACUUUGAGUAUGAUGAUGACCACGAGGAGGAGGAAUCGGCAGAACUUUCCAUAGAGUCAGAAGCGAGGAACAAUCCGAAUGGGCCCUUUGUAAUGGAUCUUGAUGUAGGAUCCCAGUAUGGGGCUAACUAUCUUCCUAAUGAUAUUACAUUGCCAACUAUUAAUUUUGAAGUGGAUGAUCCACAUGCCCCCCAACCACCUCUUCACAACAUCCCCAAUCCUGAUUCUUCCAACUACCUAUUGGACCAACUGAAACAAGAAGAGUACAACCGAAAAUUCAUGCCACCAUCUAUCAGCACCAAAAUGGAAGCUGACCUUCACCUCCUUCGUCUCAAGGAUGGUCAGCCUCCUCUGUUUCUGACAUUCAAGCAUGGGCCCACAAAGCGACCAAGAAAGAGCUUAAUCUUUUUCUGUCCAACCCGACCACUCGGUCUGAAUUGUUUACUCAGUUUUGACUGCACUUGGGGGUAG